CAGGGGGCUCCGGAGACUGCCUCACAGGGGUGUCCAGAGCCCAGCUGUGAGGGCCAGAGGGCAGAGACGGAGAGACACAGCAAAGGAACGACACAGGGAGAAAAUAAGAGAAGGAGCCCAAAAGGGACAAGGACCCCAACAUUCAUCCACAUAGCCACAACUGCAGUGGGAGCCAGCCCUGGGAGAAGCUCUGCUGCCUGUCUGUCCCCAUGGGCCACUGUGGGCCAUGGCUGCACGCUUCCGUCCUCUGGGCUGCAGUGGCCAGCCUGCUCCUCCCCCCUGCCAUGACCCAGCAGCUGAGAGGGGCUGGGCCAGGCCCCAGCAACUGGAAUAACAAUGCAGGAGCUUCGGGGCCUUCAGAGGAUGGGUCGGGCAAAUUUGGCCACCCCACGCAUAGCCAUAGAGGCCAUGGAGAUGAGAACAAGGAUGUCUCUACGGAGAAUGGGCAUCAUUUCUGGGGCCACGGAGAAGAGGACAAAGAUGUCUCCAGAGAAUCCCAAGGCCAUAGGUACCAAGGCCACGAGGCAGGAGAUGAGAACAUCUCUGAUGAGGAGGAAUACACAGAGCAUGCCCAGCAGGCCCGUGGGCACAGAAGCCGUGGGAAUGAAGACGCGGAGGAUCCAGCUGCGCACGGGCACCACUUCCCCAGCCACAGGAGCCACAGCCACCAAGAUGAGGACGAAGACGAAGUUGUGUCCAGUGAGCAUCACCAUCAUAUCGUCAGGCAUGUACACCGAAGCCACGGAGAAGAGGAUGAUGAAGAAGGGGAAGAGGAGGAUGUCUCUACUGAGUAUGGACACCAGGUCCACAGGCACCGAGACCAUGAGAAGGAAGAGGAGGAAGAUGUCUCAGAUGAACACCACCAUCAUGGCCCCAGCCACAGAGAUAAGGAUGACGAGGAUGAGGAUGUGUCCACUGAACACUGGCACCAGGUUCCCAGGCACACCCACCAUGGCCUCGGAGAGGAGGAGGAGGAAGAGGAGGAGGAGGAGAUUACAGUCAAGUUCAGCCACCAUGUUGCCAGCCACCAACCCCAAGGCCAUAAGAGCGCUAAGGAGGAGGACUUCCCAGAGGAAUAUAAAAGAGCAAUCCCUGGCCAUCACCACCACGGAGUCCCCAAGGAGGAAGAUGAGGACAUCUCUGCGGAGCUUGGCCACCAGCCUCCCAGCCACAGGCAGCAAGGCCAUAGAGAUGAAGGGACUGGCCACAGAGGGUCCAUCAAGGAGGAGAUUAGUCACCACCAUCCAGAACACAUGGGGGUGAAGGAUAGAAGCCACUUAAGGGAGAGUGAUUCUGAGGAGGAAGAGGAAGAGAAGGAAGAGGAUCACAGCUCCCAUGAAGAAGAUGAUGAAGGUUCAGAGGAGGGAGGAGGAGGCACCUGCCAUGGCAGCCUGGGCCAAGAGGAUGAGGAAGACAAGGAGGAAGGUCAUGGCCUCGGGCUGAGCCAGGAGGAGGAGGAAGAAGAGGAGGAAGAGGAGGAGGAAGAAGAGAAGGAGGAGAGGGGGGAAGAGAGGGCUGAGGUCUGGGACCCACUGAGCCAAGACCACCAGGAGGAAGAAGACGAGGAGGAGGGGCUGGAGGAAGACAAGCUCCCCUUCACCAUCAUCCCCAACCCACUGGCCAGGAGGGAGGUGGCUGGAGGUGCCUCCAGUGAAGAGGAGAGUGGUGAGAACAUGGGUCAGCAGGAUGCCCAGGAGUACGGGAACUACCAGCCAGGGUCCCUGUGUGGCUACUGCUCCUUCUGCAAUAGAUGCACUGAAUGUGAGAACUGUCACUGUGACGAGGAGAACAUGGGAGAGCACUGCGACCAGUGCCAGGAAGCUACGUCGACUAUUUCUCCUCGUCCCUGUACCAAGCCCUGGCAGACAUGCUGGAAACUCCGGAACCCUAACCCAACCACACGGCUGCGGCGCAGACACAUCUCCCUGGCCCUCCAACCCCUUUCCACGAGCCAUAUUUAUUUCUCUGAAUAAACGUGCUCCCCGAAACCUCACUGUCAGGCCUGGGGUCUGGAUCCUCUGGGCACCGGAGAACAUGGGCGGGGACUGGGGACUUGGGCGAGUGGGU
This is a messenger RNA of Hippopotamus amphibius kiboko, 2067 nucleotides long. It is a transcript of the gene HRC, whose product is annotated as histidine rich calcium binding protein. Bases 210 to 1973 code for a protein of 587 amino acids. Gene Ontology annotation, molecular function: calcium ion binding. The record is from RefSeq and is a predicted model, not a curated record. NCBI's taxonomy places the organism in Eukaryota, Metazoa, Chordata, Mammalia, Artiodactyla, Hippopotamidae. The transcript is spliced from 5 exons.